AAGUUAACCUUUUCUACGAUCCUUAAUAGAGGUCUGCAUUGUUGCAAAGACAACAGAUCACAAAAGGGGUUUUGUUUACAUGAGUAAAACCCUAUGAUAUGUUAAAUCCAGCUCAAUGCUUCAGUUGCCUCUCCGCUCUCUAUGGCGCAGUUGAGUUAUGGUGUUCGCGCUAUUGCUAACAUAUUCAGAGCAGUCUAUCCUAGUGGAAUAGUUGGAAGCACCAGAGGUAGAGCAUUUUCGUCUUUAGCAGCAGAAGGAGAAAAUGUUUCACAAAAUGCUGAUGAUAUUCUUGUAAAAGAUGAAGAUUUACCCCUGUAUAAACGCAUAUCUCGUUUGGGCCGUCAGCGUCUGAGUGUUGCCCCAGUGUUGGACGAAUGGCUGAAGAAAGGCCAUAAGCUCAAGAAAUUAGAGGUUGAAGACAUUAUUAAAGCGCUUCGCAAGUUUAGCAGAUACAAGCAGGCUCUUGAGGUUUCAGAAUGGAUGGAUGGCAAUAGAGGACUUAGAUUGGGUUUGAGUGACUUUGCCAUCCGCUUAGACUUGAUAGCUAAAGUUCGUGGCAUAAGCAGUGCUGAGAACUAUUUUAAAGAUCUUCCUGAGAAAGCCAAGAACCAAAAAACAUAUGGUGCACUUCUGAACUCUUACGUAGGGAAUAAACUGACUGAAAAGGCAGAGGGACUUAUGGUAAAGAUUAAGGAAUCUGGUUUUGCUUUGAAGGCACUUCCAUACAACAACAUGAUGACUCUUUAUAGGGCAUUAGGUCAGCCAGAGAAAGUACUAUCUUUGAUACAAGAUAUGAAGGUUGAUAAUAUUUUACCUGAUUCAUUUACUUACAAAAUUUGGAUGAACAGUUGUGCUGACCUUUCAGACAUUAAUGGAGUGGAGAAAGUAUUAGAUGAAUUGAAACAUGAUGGCAGAUUCAAAUAUGAUUGGUCCAUAUAUAGUAACUUGUCAGCCAUUUAUAUCAAAGAGGGGUUAAUUAAGAAAGCACAGGAUGCCUUGAAAGAAACAGAGCACAAGAUUUUCAUGAAGAAGGAUCGUGAUGCUUAUAAGUCCCUUAUUAUCAUGCAUAGCAAGCUUGGUGAUAAACCUAAGGUAUAUUCAGUGUGGAAGAAAUUUGCAAGAGUCUUUCCUAAGAGGACCAACACAGACUAUAUAUGUAUGCUUACUGCAUUGGUGAAGCUAGGGGACAUCAAGGGAGUUGAGAAGUGUCUUAAAGGAUGGGAAUAUGAUGGCCUGAGUUAUGAUAUCAGAGUGCCAAAUGUAUUAAUUGGUGCUUAUCUUACUGAAGGAAGGAUAAAAGAGGCAGAAUCACUUCUUCAACAUGCCCAGAAAAAAGGAGGCAAACCAGAUUACAAAACAUGGGAUAUGUUUGUGGAUGGAUAUCUAAAGCAAAAUCAAACAGAUGAAGCUAUAGGGGCCAUGAAGAAAGCUUUAGAAAAGGUAAAAUAUGGUCAAUGGCAGCCUGAACCUGGAAAGGCACUUGCCAUUCUAAAUCUUUUUGAGGUAUCAGGUAAUAUUGAUGGUGCAGAGGAUAUGUUUAAAAGGCUGAGAAAAGUUGACCAUGUUAACACAGAUACUUACAACUCAUUGAUCCGUACACACAUUCAAGCUGGCAAAUCCCCUUCUCAAGUGUUUCAGCGCAUGGAAUUGGAUAAAAUUGAACCUAAUGAGGAAACUGAUCGCCUACUUAAAUGGUGAAUCUUGAACAUUUUUAACCAUAAUGGGCUGUGGGCCUGUGAUAAGUAAAGAUACUAUGUGGCUACAACAUUCAAUUCAAAAUUUUACCAGUUUUCUCUCUAGAUUUCGUUUCACCUUUCAAUUUGAGAUAAUAAUCAAUAGUAUUUUCAACUUGUUUCUGUAAAGCACUUCAAAGUUUCAACAGUGGAGAUCUAAAAUGCAAUGGGCAAAACCUUGAUUUAUGUAGCA
Cryptomeria japonica (Japanese cedar) is the source of this 1926-nucleotide messenger RNA. RefSeq names its product large ribosomal subunit protein mL101 (rPPR4). Gene Ontology annotation, cellular component: mitochondrion. The transcript has 2 exons. Gene Ontology annotation, molecular function: protein binding. The record is from RefSeq and is a predicted model, not a curated record. NCBI's taxonomy places the organism in Eukaryota, Viridiplantae, Streptophyta, Pinopsida, Cupressales, Cupressaceae. The coding region runs from base 142 to 1698 and encodes 518 amino acids.